AUGCACACCUAUACCCAACACCUAUAUUCAAGAGUUCUCGAUCUCUUCUUUAUACUUCAGAUUCAUAUUCAGAUCAUAGCGAAUAACACACCCAUAAUGACGGAUACUGAUGAUGAGGCUACACGACGCAGUAACGCAAUUGCGAUGUACCGUAAGAAACUUCUUCAACACAAGGAAUUGGAAUCCAGAGUGCGGUCAGCCAGAGAGAAUUUGCGUGCUGCGAAGAAAGAGUUUAACAAAACAGAAGAUGAUUUGAAGUCUCUUCAAAGUGUUGGACAGAUCAUUGGCGAGGUUCUCAGGCCUCUGGACAAUGAACGACUGAUUGUUAAGGCAAGCAGUGGACCUAGGUAUGUUGUUGGCUGCCGCAAUAAAGUAGAUAAGGAAAAACUGACUGCUGGUACGAGAGUGGUUCUUGAUAUGACAACGCUAACCAUAAUGCGAGCUCUUCCACGUGAGGUUGAUCCGGUAGUUUACAAUAUGCUGCAUGAGGAUCCUGGUAAUAUCAGUUACUCCGCUGUUGGUGGUUUAUCUGAUCAGAUAAGAGAAUUGAGGGAAUCAAUCGAAUUACCUCUGAUGAACCCUGAGCUCUUCCUUAGAGUCGGAAUUAAACCUCCUAAGGGUGUACUCCUUUAUGGGCCUCCCGGAACUGGUAAAACAUUGUUAGCUAGGGCAAUUGCCAGUAACAUAGAUGCUAACUUCUUGAAGGUUGUUUCAAGUGCAAUAAUUGAUAAGUACAUUGGAGAAAGUGCCAGAUUAAUUAGAGAAAUGUUUAGUUAUGCACGUGAUCACCAGCCAUGUAUCAUCUUCAUGGAUGAGAUCGAUGCCAUCGGUGGUCGUCGUUUCAGUGAGGGAACAAGUGCUGAUCGUGAGAUUCAGAGAACACUAAUGGAGUUGCUUAAUCAACUCGAUGGGUUUGAUCAACUUGGGAAGGUUAAAAUGAUAAUGGCAACAAACCGUCCGGACGUACUGGAUCCUGCUCUUCUGCGUCCAGGAAGAUUGGACAAAAAAAUAGAAAUUCCAUUGCCAAAUGAACAAGCUAGGAUGGAAAUUCUUAAGAUUCAUGCUGCUGGGAUAGCUAAGCAUGGUGAAAUAGAUUAUGAAGCCGUUGUGAAGCUUGCUGAGGGAUUUAAUGGAGCUGAUCUUCGAAAUGUGUGCACGGAAGCUGGAAUGGCAGCAAUUCGUGCAGAACGUGAUUAUGUGAUCCAUGAAGAUUUUAUGAAGGCUGUUAGAAAACUGAAUGAUGCAAAGAAGCUUGAAUCCAGUGCUCAGUACAGUACUGAUUUUGGCAAAGACUAA
Molecule: messenger RNA, 1296 nt
Organism: Sphenostylis stenocarpa
Lineage: Eukaryota; Viridiplantae; Streptophyta; Magnoliopsida; Fabales; Fabaceae
Source: the annotation of a GenBank genome assembly